Molecule: messenger RNA, 2078 nt
Organism: Girardinichthys multiradiatus
Lineage: Eukaryota; Metazoa; Chordata; Actinopteri; Cyprinodontiformes; Goodeidae
Gene: dlk2
Product: delta-like 2 homolog (Drosophila)
Exons: 7
Coding region: 302-1408 (368 amino acids)
Molecular function (GO): calcium ion binding; Notch binding
Source: RefSeq, a predicted model, not a curated record
AGAAAACCUGCAGGAGCAGCAUGUUUCAGUGUGGGUGUUAGUGUGUGUGUGCAUUAAAUCAGGAGCACACAGUCUGGCCGGCGGCUGCAAAUUUAGGAGGUAUUCACAGCAGAAGGAAGAAGAGUUUUAGCUGAAGAGGCCGUGAUCCUCAUAGGAAUUUCUGGAAAAUUGAUCUGCUCCUUGUUUUCCUGCCUGACAGUCGACUGUGUGGGCACAGUGAUCCGGAGGUCUGUCACCACGGCAACAAGGUUGAAGGAACCAGAGAACGGAAAGAAGAGGACGCCUUCUCGCUGCAGCCGACAUGUCGGCCGUCUUGCUGCUGAGCUGCUGCUUCCUCGUCGUCUUCACCCCGCCCUGUGCAGGUGAAGCAGGAAGUGACUCCAGCUGCAACAUCACCAACAGCCGCCGUGAUGAGUUUGGAGUCUGCAGGUGUGACCCAGGCUGGGAAGGUGAGCUCUGUGAGCGCUGCAUGACGAUGCCAGGAUGCGUGCACGGUUCAUGCCUGCAGCCAUGGCAGUGCAUGUGUAAACCGGGCUGGGGCGGACGAUUCUGUGACAAAGACCUCAGCAUGUGCUCUCAGCAGCAGCAGCCCUGUCAGAACGGCGCCACCUGUCUGAUGGAGGACAGCGGAGACUUCAGGUGUCUGUGUCUAGAGGGUUUCCAUGGUCCGACAUGUCAAAAGAGGUUUGGACCGUGUCACCAGACGAGGUCUCCAUGUAAAAAUGGUGGUCUGUGUGAGGAUGCUGACGGCUUUGCGGCAGAGCUGGUGUGCCGCUGCCUUGCCGGAUUCACGGGGCAACGUUGUGAGACUGACAUUGACGACUGUUUGAUGGGACCAUGUCCCAGCGGUGCCACCUGCGUAGACAGAGUGAAUCGGUUCUCGUGCCUCUGCCCAACUGGAGUCACAGGACGUUUCUGCACAGUCAACAUGGACGACUGCAUCAGUCAGCCCUGCCUGAACGGCGGCCGCUGCCUCGACCGCACCGGAGGCUUUCAUUGCCUCUGCCAGACUGGAUUCACCGGAACCACCUGCGAGACACUGCCGGGCCCCAUGAACGCCAGCCAACCAGCCUGGACGACUGGGGGCUGGGACAGUGGUCGCCAUGACAACAGGAAAGUCAAGGUGACAUUGAAGGAGCACAGCCCUACUGGACUCUCAGACCUGCAGCUCGUCAUCGUGUGGGUGCUGGCUAGCGUGACGCUAGGUGUGGUGUCCCUGACCGCCGCUCUCAUCCUGCAGGGACGCUGUAGGCGCUUUGGCCACGCCCUCUACUGGUCAUCACCAUCCUUAUCACCGGAAGCUGGAACACCCAGCCAGCCUGUGCCGUGCAAUGUGCCGGAGCAUCGGAUCAGCUUCCUGAAUGCAGUAGAACCACAGAAGAAGAAACUCAACAUAGAGGUGAUUUAGAUUGACGGGCAUGUGAGAAUGAGACCAGACUGAGAGAGAUCCACCUGGACUGUGACAUCAUCACGGUGACAUCAUGCUUUCAUCAGAUGGCUGGCAUCUGGCCAUGACCAGAUCAGAACUUCAUUCAGUCGUCAAUCACUGAUCACUGAACUGAUUACUUUAACUACCUUCAGUCAAAACUCAGGGACCCAAAGCCCACAGGAACCUGAAAAACAAGAGGAAGAAAUUACGUUGACGACCAGCGCUGAAGCUCGUCCUCAAACAUCUCAAAUUUCUGUGGAUUCACAGAUGAACGGACCCGAACAGGGUCAGGGUAGUAAACAAACUCGAGCGCGCAGGUUCUGGUUUCUUUCAGCUGCUUCCAUGUGUAGAACCCGCUUGAACUCAUCAUCUGAUUUACAUUGGGACCAAAAUGGUCAACCUGUGUGAUUUGUGUUUCUGGGUCGCCGAUAGAUUUGGAAUUGAAAAUGCAAGAGAAUUUUCUGUAAAUACUGUAAAAAACAAUCAUAUUUAUUGCUUCUUGUACAGAUUUUAUUUGGCCCACUUGGACAAAGUGUUCCCUGCUGAAAAAGAGACUGACUCAGGUGGUCCAGGACUCACCAGAACAUUUCUCUGAACAAUGCUAGAAGCAUUCUGAUCCUGUCAGCAUUAAAUUUCUUUCUGAACCUUU